Molecule: messenger RNA, 2136 nt
Organism: Linnemannia hyalina
Lineage: Eukaryota; Fungi; Mortierellomycota; Mortierellomycetes; Mortierellales; Mortierellaceae
Source: the annotation of a GenBank genome assembly
AUGAGGUCGCCUUUCCCUUCUGCCGCACAGGCAUACGCAAAGUCCAAAGACUCGGCCACGUCAAGUCGGCAUCAUCCUGACGCCCGUCUGACUAUCCUCCCCCUCCCCUCCCUCGCCGCCCUCUACCCUAUGGACCCCACCUCUGCUGCCUCCGCCUCAUCCUCCUCUUCCUCCUCUCCCACUUCCACCUCUUCUUCCUCUCUUUCCGCAACUGCUCCUUCCUCCUCUUCCCUUACCUCUGGGGAUUUUCUCUACCGCCACUCAAGUUCUCCCUACAACGCACAACAACAACAGCAGUACCACAACCACAACCAUCAUCAGCGUCAACCUUCUUAUCAAUCAUACGACAGGAAUUAUCAAAAGUCCCCACCUCCUUCUCACCCUACUCCCACUCCCUCUCCCUCCCCCGAUACUCAAACCAACAACAACUCGAACAACAAGGCCGCAAGUCAAUCGCCUUCGCUCUCCAACAAGCACGAGUAUAUGGGCACCAACAUGGAGUCUCUUCUGGAUGCUGUUGAGGUUCAUUCGACCCUCUUUGCCUCCUCUGCCUCCUCGACUGGCUCCCUCUCCCCUCCAGCGACCACCCUCUCGCUCUCGUCUGCACCCUCGUCCCCCGCAGCGUCCGAUCACUUCUCUGUCACCGACUUCUCCUCUGAGACUGCGACUGUCUCGGGUGACGGCCAUUUUAAACGGACACAGACCAGCAGCAGCCCUUCCCUUCGCCGCAUGUCCAUCAGCAACCUUGUUGACGACCUUGAACCUCUCCACCAGCGCGCAGGAUACGACCAGGUCCCCGCCCCUGAGAGCAACCAGCGCCCUCGCCUCAAGCCCAUGCUCCCCCGCCCUUCCUCGCCCAUGCUCUCCGCCAACCACGUCACUCACAAGCGCAAGUGGUCCCGCCUCAGUACCCACACUUCCGAGGACCCUCGCAACACCAAAGUCAGACGCUCCAUCCACGACCUCCUCGACAACACCUCAGACUCCCAGGUGGCCACCCGCCCCUUCAACAUGGCCCCCAUGGUCGAGGGUAUUCGCGGUCUGGCAUCAAUGCAGCCUGUCAUGUCCUCCACCGAGAUGUCUCGCAGCUCGGUCAAAAAGACUAUAGUCACUUGCUAUCAUGCCGCAGUUGCACAAAAAUCGUACGGAUCAGAGAAGCGCUUCUUGUGUCCACCCCCUUUUGUUCAAAUCCAGGGAAACCCCUCCGACUCAAACUCGGCAGCCCUCAGCAAGGUCCAGGUCGCCAUGUCCGUCAUCUGCGAGUCGGGUGAGAACUCUCCCCUCGGUCAGCGCUCAACCUUGGAGGACGACCAAUCAAGCACCUUCCGCUACCUCUAUGUCAGCGGCACCGCCAAGGCAAAGUCGUUCAAUCUGAAGAUCCAGGUCUACGAUCAUCCUUGCCUGCCUAACGGAUUCGUCUCUGGCGAUGCCACCCAGGCUCAAAUUGCAGGCCAGUCAGAUGCCGACCUCCCUGAGCCCUGCGCUACGUUCGACUCACAACCCAUUACUAUCAUUUCCAAGCCUUCCAAGAAGACUGCCAAGGCACGCAACGUCUCCUCCUGCAUCUUGGCCGGCUCUCUUGUCUCGCUCUUCAACCGCAUUAACUCUCAGACUGUCCGCACAAAAUACAUGUCUGCUCAAGAUGGCGAGCUCUGCGCCAAGGGCUCUACCUGGUCUGCCUUUACCAUCUCGAUCGUAGCCAACGGUCCCACUUCGCCCAGCCCAUCCCGCAAUGGUGCCGCCAAGUCGCACCACCGUCAGCCUGUCCAGCCCACUGCCUCGCCCAUUACCUACGGAGCCGAAAUCAUUCUGACCGAGACUGCAACUGGCUUGCAGUCUGAUCGCUUGAUUGUCUGCAAGGUCGAGAAUGGUCGCAUCAUCGAGGGCGCCAUUGGACCUAUCUGCCAGAUGCAGAAGGUUGCCCUCCAGUCGACCCGGCGCGCGGCCGAUGAUCGCCCCUUGUACCUUGGUGCUGGCGGUGAUGACCACCAGGGCGGUCGCUUCAUGGAUCACACCACGGCCACCAACACUGUUCUCAGAUACGAGCCUACCACCAAGCCUGAAUACUACAGGCCCGGAAGCGAUGAUUUCCUGUGCUGGACCAUCGUUGGUAUCUGUAAGUACAUGUUGACAUGA